UGUUGUCAACUGUUCAACUUCUCCGGAGCGAUUCACCAUCUAUGUACAUUUCUAAUCAACAAUGAGAAAGAGAAGAAGCGCCUCACAAAAAUCUGCCGCUGCCGCUCAAGGUAGCGCCGCCAGCAGCAUGAACAAUGGUGGUGGCGGUAGCAAUAACAUGUUCUCAGCGUUUGAAUUUAGUAAUGAUGAAGAGUUACAGGUUGAGGCACAUGCCCGCGAAGCCGUUGCCAAAUUCGGAAUUCAAAGCCCUAGCAACAAAUCCGUACGCCGCCCUAAAUCCAUUGACAAAUACGAUUUCCUUGUGUGCUUUACACAAGGAAUCCAAAGUAAACAAAAACAUCUUGUGAAUGAUGAUGAGUUGGGGGUUGCUGCUACUGAUGGUGAAAUAUCGCUUGGUUCUUCAAACCAUGAACCGCGAACUCUUUCUCCUCUAGAGUGUCAAAGCCCAGUAAGUACUUCUGGGGUAAAAUCCUGCUCAAGAAGAAGGAGGAAACCAGGAUGGCAUUCAGCUAGCAAGAAGCAUGAGGCAGUGGUGGUUGUUGCUCCCUAUUAUGUUAAACUUGAGAAAAGAUAUCAUAGAGGAUGUGUCUUUACCUUUUCUCAGAGAUGCAUCAGAUUGGAGGGUUUGCCACUUUGUGAUAGAAAGGGGACUCAUUGUGUUGAAUGGCCAACCUCUGAUAUUUUAAAUAUUGAGCAUCAGCAUUACGAUAAAGGUGAAGUCAUCAACUUACAGUUGAGGUACAAGGAUGCAAAUGGUGAUGAAACUGGUAGUUUGGAGCUGGAGUUUGUCGUUCUCGAUGAUCCUCAGUGGUCUGAGAAACAAGAAGAAAUAAAAUCAUUGGAUUUGAACUAUGACGUUUCCUGGAAAACAAGUGUAACUGAAUGUUGUUUUGAAGAGUCGUUUGAAGAAGUUGUGUACCCAGAUGGGGAUCCUGAUGCAGUCAUCAUAAGUAGAAGGGACAUUGAGCUAUUACAGCCUAGGACUUUCAUCAAUGACACCAUCAUUGACUUCUAUUUUAGAUAUCUUCAAACUAAAAUCAAGGCGGAGGAGUACAGGUUCCACUUCUUCAACACAUUUUUCUUUCAGAAGCUUGUUGCUGGAGGCCGUGGAGGAAGAAAUGCCUUUCUAAGUGUUCGUAAAUGGACAAAAAAUGUGAACCUAUUUGAAAAAGAUUAUAUAUUCAUACCUAUAAACUUCAGCUUGCAUUGGAGUUUGAUUAUUAUCUGCCAUCUUGGGGAAGCGGCUCAAUUGAAAAGCAAGAAUACGGAUCAUGCAUCUAAAGUUCCGUGCAUUCUACACAUGGACUCAAUCAGAGGAAGCCAUGGAGGGUUAGAAAAAUUGAUUAAAAGUUACUUGUCAGAAGAAUGGAAAGAGCGAGGGAAUGAACGGCAAGAAGAAAUUGCAGUGAAGUUUAGGCAGUUGGACUUUGUUUCACUCCAGCUACCACAGCAAGGAUAA
Messenger RNA from Salvia splendens (bonfire salvia), 1459 nucleotides. Its product is annotated as probable ubiquitin-like-specific protease 2A. The record is from RefSeq and is a predicted model, not a curated record. Gene Ontology annotation, molecular function: cysteine-type peptidase activity. The transcript has 11 exons. Gene Ontology annotation, biological process: proteolysis. NCBI's taxonomy places the organism in Eukaryota, Viridiplantae, Streptophyta, Magnoliopsida, Lamiales, Lamiaceae. Bases 62 to 1459 code for a protein of 465 amino acids.